This is a messenger RNA of Pipistrellus nathusii (Nathusius's pipistrelle), 5151 nucleotides long. The record is from the annotation of a GenBank genome assembly. NCBI's taxonomy places the organism in Eukaryota, Metazoa, Chordata, Mammalia, Chiroptera, Vespertilionidae.
AUGGCGGGGUGCUGGCUGCGCUGGGGGCUCCUGCUGUGCGCGGGGCUGCUGGCCACGGGCGCGCACGGCCGGGUGCGGAGGAUCACCUACGUGGUGCGCCCGGGCCCCGGCCUGGCGGCGGGCGUGCCCCUGGGCGGCCCCCCGCGCCCGCGGACCUUCAACGUCGCGCUCAACGCCGGGUACAGCCGCAGCUCCGCGGGCGCCCCGGGGGGCCCCUCCGAGCGCACCCGGCGCACCAGCCAGCCCGGCGGGGCCCUGCAGGGGCUCCAGGGGCUCCAGCCGCCGCCGCCGCCGCCGCAGCCGCCGCGGGAGCCGGCGCGGCCCGGGGGCCCCGGCGGGCAGCUGCACCCCCUGCCCGGCGGGCACCCGGCGGCCGCCCCGUUCGCCAAGCAAGGCCGGCCGGCCGUGCGGGCCAAGGGGGCGCAGGAGGCGCAGAGCGGCGGGGGCUCGAGGCUCAAGGUCCAGCAGAAGCAGCAGCUGCAGGGGGUCAAUGUCUGUGGAGGGCAGUGCUGCCAAGGCUGGAGUAAGGCCCCUGGCUCCCAGAGGUGCACCAAACCCAGCUGCGUGCCCCCGUGCCAGAAUGGAGGGCUGUGUCUCCGGCCUCAGCUCUGCGUGUGCAAACCGGGGACCAAGGGCAAAGCCUGCGAGAUGACGGCCGCCCGGGACGCCUCGCCGCCGGGGUUUGCGGGGCAGGGUGCCGGGCCCGCGGCCUCCUGGGUCUCCCCGGAGCCAGCGGUGAAGCGCGUGUCCUUGAAGAAGGCGGGCGCCCUCCCCAGGGUCAGCCCCGUGGCCCAGAUGACCUUGACCCUCAAGCCCAAGCCGUCCGUGGGACUCGCCCAGCAGAGACGUUCUCAAGUGGCACCCCUGGCCUCCCAGAACGUGGUGAUUCGUCACGGCCAGACCCAGGAGUACGUGCUCAAGCCCAAGGACUUCGCAGCCCAGAAGGUGCUCUCGGGAGAGCAGGCCACCGAAGGCCUGUUCCCUCUGAGAUUCGGGCCGGAUCACCUCGCGGCACCUUUUCAGCUGAGUAACCACACUGGCCGCAUCAAGGUGGUCUUUACUCCGAGCAUCUGUAAAGUGACCUGCACCAAGGGCAGCUGUCAGAACAGCUGCGAGAAGGGGAACACCACCACUCUCAUUAGUGAGAAUGGCCAUGCUGCCGACACCCUGACGGCCACGAACUUCCGAGUGGUCAUUUGCCAUCUUCCAUGCAUGAAUGGUGGCCAGUGCAGCUCAAGGGACAAAUGCCAGUGCCCUCCAAACUUCACAGGGAAGCUUUGCCAGAUUCCAGUCCAUGGUGCCAGCGUUCCUAAACUUUACCAGCAUUCCCAGCAGUCGGGGAAGGCGCUGGGAACGCAUGUCGUCCACUCGACACAUACCUUGCCUCUGACGAUGACCAGUCAGCAAGGAGUCAAAGUAAAAUUUCCUCCCAACAUAGUCAAUAUCCACGUGAAGCACCCCCCGGAGGCCUCAGUCCAGAUCCAUCAGGUUUCAAGAAUCGAAGGCCCCACUGGCCAGAAGGUAAAAGAAGCCCAGCCAGGCCAACCCCAGAUCUCUUACCAAGGGCUGCCCGUCCAGAAGACCCAGACCAUCCACUCCACGUACUCCCACCAGCAAGUCAUUCCUCACAUCUAUCCUGUGGCUGCCAAGACCCAGCUCGGCCGCUGCUUCCAGGAAACCGUCGGGUCCCAGUGUGGCAAAGCGCUCCCCGGCCUCUCUAAGCAGGAGGACUGCUGUGGAACCGUGGGGACCUCCUGGGGCUUCCACAAAUGCCAGAAAUGCCCCAAGAAGCCAUCUUAUCAUGGAUAUAACCAAAUGAUGGAAUGUCUCCAAGGCUAUAAGAGGGUUAAUAACACCUUUUGUCAAGACAUUAAUGAAUGCCAGCUACAGGGUGUGUGCCCCAAUGGUGAGUGUUUGAAUACCAUGGGCAGCUAUAGAUGUACCUGCAAAAUGGGAUUUGGGCCGGAUCCUACUUUUACAACUUGUGUUCCGGAUACCCCUGUGAUCUCGGAAGAGAAGGGGCCCUGUUACCGACUUGUCAGUUCCGGAAGGCAGUGCAUGCACCCUCUGUCUGUUCACCUCACCAAGCAGCUCUGCUGUUGUAGCGUGGGCAAGGCCUGGGGCCCCCACUGUGAGAAAUGUCCCCUUCCAGGCACAGCUGCUUUUAAGGAAAUCUGUCCUGGUGGAAUGGGUUAUACGGUUUCUGGCGUUCAUAGACGCAGGCCAAUCCAUCACCAUAUAGGUAAAGGACCUGUAUUUGUCAAGCCAAAGAACACUCAACCUGUUGCUAAAAGUACUCAUCCUCCACCUCUCCCAGCCAAGGAAGAGCCAGUGGAGGCCCUGACUCUCUCCCGGGAACACAGGCCAGCAGUGGCGGAGCCCGAAGUGGCAACUGCACCCCCUGAGAAGGAAAUAUCUUCACUGGAUCAAGAGAAAACCAAACUUGAGCCUGGUCAGCCCCAGCUCUCUCCAGGCAUUUCCACUAUUCAUCUGCACCCACAGUUCCCAGUAGUGAUUCAAAGAACAUCACCUCCUGUGCCUGUGGAAGUGGCCCCUGAAGCUUCUACCUCAAGUGCCAGCCAAGUGAUCGCACCUACUCAAGUAACAGAAAUCAACGAGUGUUCCGUGAACCCCGACAUCUGUGGAGCGGGACACUGUAUUAACCUGCCGGUGAGGUACACGUGCAUCUGCUACGAAGGCUAUAAGUUCAGCGAGCAGCAGAGGAAAUGCCUUGAUGUUGACGAGUGCACGCAGUCCCGACACCUCUGCUCGCAGGGACGCUGUGAGAACACGGAGGGAAGUUUCCUGUGUAUUUGCCCGGCAGGAUUCAUGGCCAGCGAGGAGGGGACCAGCUGCACAGACGUUGAUGAGUGCCUGCGGCCGGAUGUGUGUGGGGAAGGCCACUGCAUCAAUACCGUGGGCGCCUUCCGGUGCAAGUACUGUGACAGCGGGUACCGCAUGACCCCCGGAGGCCACUGCGAGGAUAUUGAUGAGUGUUUGAGUCCAAGUACUUGUCCAGAUGAGCAGUGCGUGAACUCUCCUGGAUCUUACCAGUGUGUUCCCUGCACGGAAGGGUUCCGCGGCUGGAAUGGGCAAUGUAUCGAUGUGGAUGAGUGCCUGGAGCCGAAGGUCUGCACAAAUGGGACUUGCUCCAACCUGGAAGGCUCCUACAUGUGCUCGUGUCACAAGGGCUACACCCCGACCCCAGACCACAAGCACUGCAAGGAUAUCGAUGAAUGUCAGCAAGGGAACCUCUGCAUACACGGGCAGUGCAAAAACACCGAGGGGUCCUUCCGGUGUACCUGCGGGCAGGGCUACCAGCUGUCAGCAGCGAAAGACCAGUGUGAAGAUAUUGACGAAUGCCAGCACCGGCAUCUCUGCACCAACGGGCAGUGCAGGAACACGGAGGGCUCCUUCCGCUGUGUGUGUGACCAGGGCUACAGAGCAUCCGCCCUUGGGGACCACUGUGAAGAUAUCAACGAAUGCUUGGAAGACAAUAGCGUUUGCCAGGGAGGAGACUGCAUCAACACCAAAGGGUCCUACGACUGUACUUGUCCAGGUGGCUUCCAGCUAAAUGGCAAUAGAAGAUGCCAAGACAUUAAUGAGUGCGAGCAGCCCGGACUCUGUGGCCACCGCGGAGAGUGUCUGAACACGGAUGGCUCUUUUCACUGCGUCUGCGAACAGGGCUUCACAAUCUCUGCGGAUGGCCGGACGUGUGAAGAUAUUGAUGAGUGUGUAAACAACACUGUGUGUGACAGGCACGGGUUCUGUGACAACACGGCCGGCUCCUUCCGCUGCCUCUGUUACCAGGGCUUUCAGGCCCCGCAGGAUGGGCAAGGGUGUGUGGAUGUGAACGAGUGUGAGCUGCUCAGUGGCGUGUGUGGCGAAGCCUUCUGUGAAAACGUGGAAGGCUCCUUCCUGUGUGUGUGCGCGGACGAGAACCAGGAGUACAGCCCCAUGACCGGGCAGUGCCGCUCCCGGGCCCCCGGGGACGUGGAAGUAGAGCCAAGCAGAGAAGAGAAGAAGGAAUGCUACUACAACCUCAACGACGCCAGCCUCUGCGACAACGUGCUGGCCCCCAAUGUCACCAAGCAAGAGUGCUGCUGCACCUCCGGGGCUGGGUGGGGCGACAACUGUGAGAUCUUCCCCUGCCCGGUCUUGGGGACGGCUGAAUUCACUGAAAUGUGUCCCAGAGGGAAAGGUUUUGUCCCCACUGGAGAAUCCUCAUAUGAAGCUGGUGACAAGGACUAUAAAGAUGCGGAUGAAUGCCUGCUCUUUGGACACGAAAUCUGCAAAAAUGGCUUCUGCUUGAACACGCAGCCUGGGUAUGAAUGCUACUGCAAGCAAGGGACAUACUACGAUCCUGUCAAAUUGCAGUGCUUCGAUAUGGAUGAAUGUCAAGACCCCAACAGUUGCAUCGAUGGCCAGUGCAUUAACACAGAAGGCUCUUACAACUGCUUCUGUACCCACCCAAUGGUCCUGGAUGCCUCAGAAAAGAGAUGUGUCCGACCAUCUGAGUCACACGAACAAAUUGAAGAGACCGACGUCUACCAAGACCUGUGCUGGGAGCACCUGAGCGAGGACUACGUGUGCAGCCGGCCCCUGGUGGGCAAGCAGACGACUUACACAGAGUGCUGCUGCCUGUAUGGCGAGGCCUGGGGCAUGCAGUGCGCCCUGUGCCCCAUGAAGGACUCAGAUGACUACGCCCAGCUGUGUAACAUCCCGGUCACAGGACGCCGGCAGCCGUACGGCCGGGACGCCUUGGUGGACUUCAGUGAACAGUAUGCUCCGGAAGCCGAUCCCUACUUCAUUCAGGACCGCUUUUUAAACAGCUUCGAGGAGCUGCAGGCCGAGGAGUGCGGCAUCCUCAAUGGCUGUGAGAACGGCCGCUGUGUGCGGGUGCAGGAGGGCUACACCUGCGACUGCUUUGAUGGCUAUCACUUGGACAUGGCCAAGAUGACCUGUGUCGACGUGAACGAAUGCGACGAGCUGAACAACCGGAUGUCUCUCUGCAAGAAUGCCAAGUGCAUCAACACGGAAGGCUCCUACAAAUGCGUGUGUCUACCCGGCUACGUGCCUUCCGACAAGCCCAACUACUGCACCCCAUUGAAUACCGCCUUGAAUUUGGAAAAGGACAGUGACCUGGAGUGA